UUGAUCCUCUCUCUCUGCCAUACUAAUGGAUUCUCCUAGUUUAUAUCCUGCAAUAGGCUUCUUGACGCUUUUGGUUACAACGUUUCUUAUGGCUUAUAGAAGAUACAAACUCCAUCAAAAUAAAGAUUUAAUAGCUUCUUCCUUGUCUCCUUCCCCACGUUCAUCUUCUUUGUCUCCUUCCUCUCUUCCAUCUUCUGUGUCUCGAAACUGGAGACACCAAGUCUUUCCUAGCUUCCGUGGUGAAGAUGUCCGCAGAGGCUUUCUCAGCCACAUUCAAAAAGAAAUCGAAAGAAAGGGAAUCACCCUAUUCAUUGAUAACGAUAUCGACAGGAGUAAGUCCAUUGGUCCUGAGCUCAUAGAAGCUAUAAGAAGAUCAAAGAUAUCAGUUGUCCUUAUCUCCAAAAACUACGCUUCUUCAACAUGGUGUUUGAAUGAGUUGGUGGAGAUCAUCAAGUGCAGGAAAGAGCUGGAUCAAAUAGUGAUGAUCAUAUUCUAUGAAGUGGAUCCAUCUGAUGUAAAGAAGCAGUCUGGAGAAUUUGGAAAUGUCUUCGAGAAAACUUGUGUGGGGAAAACAGUGGAGGACGUUGCAAGAUGGAGAGAAGCUCUAGAGGAAGUGGCCAAGAUCGCUGGCUACGACUCAAGGAGCUGGAACAAUGAAGCGGACAUGAUCGAGAAAGUUGCUAAAGAUGUUUCAAACAUGUUAAAUGUUGCUGCACCCUCAAGUGGUUUAGAUGAAUUAGUUGGCAUUGAGUCUCACAUCACGGAGAUAAGUUCAGUUUUGUCCUUAGCCUCAGAUGAAGUGAGGAUGGUUGGAAUCUGGGGUCCUGCAGGGAUCGGAAAAACCACCAUUGCCAGAACUUUGUUCAGCAUAAUCUCUCAUGACUUUACACACACUGCUUUUGUGGAGAGUACAAAGAGAGGGUACAAUGAUGAUACUGCGUUCAAGUUGCAUUUACAAGAACAGCUUCUGUCUAAGACCUUAGAUCAUAAGGAUCUGAAGAUAGAUCACUUGGGUGUGGCUGAAGCACGGCUGAAAGACAAGAAAGUACUUGUAGUUCUUGAUGAUGUUGAAGAAGCAAUGCAGCUACAGGCCAUGGCUUGUAAAACUCAGUGGUUUGGCUGCGGAAGCAGGAUUAUCAUUACAACAAAGGAUAUCAAAGUUCUAAAGGCACAUGGGAUCAACCAUGUUUACCAUGUUGGUUAUCCACGUUGGUCUGAAGCUCUUGAGAUCCUUUGUCUGUCUGCUUUUGGUCAGAAGUCUCCCUAUGCUGGUUUCGAGGAGCUCACCAUGGAAGUUGUAAGCCUUGCAGGUAAGCUUCCUUUAGGUCUAAGUGUGUUUGGUUCAUAUAUGCGAGGAAUGUCCAAAGAUGAGUGGACACAUGCACUUCCUAGACUAAGGACAAGCUUGGAUGGAAACAUUGAGAAAGUAUUAAGGCUCAGCUAUGAUGCUUUAUGCGAUAAAGAUAAAACUCUGUUUCUUCAUAUAGCAUGUUUUUUCAAACAUGAGAAAGCUAAAGACAUGUUAGAGUGUCUUGAGGAGAGUGACUUGGACGUCAAGCAUGGGCUUCAGGUCUUAACUGAGAGAUCUCUCGUAUCUAUCAACAGAGUAGAUUACUUGCUGAUGCAUAGUUUAUUACAACAAAUGGGUAAAGAAAUCAUCGGCAAAGAAGACAUAAAUGAGCCUAAGAGACGUAGAUUCUUGAUGGAUGCUCAUGGUAUCUGUGACGUGCUCUCAGACACUACAGUCUCUGGAGCUGUUCUAGGCAUAGAUCUUGACAUAAAUGCAGUCAAGGAAGAGCUAAGCCUUGACGAGAGAGCCUUUGAAGGAAUGUCUCGUCUUCAGUUCUUAAGAGUCUACAAUGACAACAAACUGAUCUUACCAAGGGGUCUGAACAACCUGCCUCGUAAGCUUAGAUUAUUACAUUGGUACAGGUUUCCCAUGAGUUUUUUGCCUUGUGAGUUCCGUGCCGAGUUUCUUGUAAACCUUAAGAUGCAACACAGCCACCUUGAGAAGCUGUGGGAAGGAACUCCAGCUCCGCUCAGGUGCCUGAAGAGGAUGGAUCUGUCUUACUCCUAUCACUUGAGAAAGGUCCCUGAUCUAUCAAAUGCCACUAAUCUUGAGGCAUUGAUACUCACUGGUUGCAGAAAUCUGGAGGAGCUUCCCUCCUCUGUUAAUAACCUCGAGAGUUUAGUUGAGUUGAGAUUAAAAGGAUGUCCAACGCCGAAAGAUCUUUCUGCCAAGAUCAGCUUGUGGAAGUCUCCUUCUCAAAUCCAGGUCUUUGAGUGCUCAGGGUUGAGAGUUCUUCGUGAUGUGGACACAACAGGUGUAACAUUGUCUCUGUACUGUGAUACAAAGAUUAAAAAAAUGCCUUCAUGGAUCAAGCUUUUGUCACAUCUUCAUACAAUAGCAUUGACGAAGUGUCAUAGCCUCAAGGUGUUCCCUAGAGUUCCUAAUAGCAUUCAGGCGCUGGACUUAAGCGAGACAGGAAUACAAGAAGUUCCUGCAUGGAUCAAGAAUCUCUCACGUCUUACAAGUCUAAGUAUGGUGGGAUGCAAGAAGCUGAAGAUCAUUCCUACAAACAUCAACAUGAGAUCUCUGUCUUCUCUUGAUCUCAGUCACUGCACACGAUUGAAAACGUUUCCAGAGAUUUCUACAAGACUUGAGCGUCUCAAUCUGGAGAACACCGGUAUCGAAAAAGUUCCUUUAUCAAUAAAUUAUUGGCUCUAUCUUGUUGAUUUGAGCAUGAGAGGUUGCAAAAGCUUGAAGGUGUUCUCAAACGUUCCUGAUGACAGCAUGGAAGUGUUGGACUUGUGUGGUGAAGAAGAAGAAGAAGACCGGUCUCUUCAUCUUGACCUUAAUGGGUGCAAGAACCUUGUCUCACUCCACCAACUUCCAGGUUCCCUCAUAUACCUAGAUGCAUGUAACUGUGAGUUGCUGGAGACAGUAGAUGGUUUCUUUUACAAUCCACAAGUCAAUGUCCAUUUUGACAACUGCUUGAAACUGAAUGAAGAAGCGAGAGAACUCAUACAGACAUCAGCUUCAAGUCUUGCUGUCUUGCCCGGUGGAGAACUACCUUCAUACUUCCACCAUCAAUGUACUGGAAGUUUUCUAACAAUCCCUUUCAUCAAAGAUAGGGACAUUCCUGAUAACUUGCGGUUCAAGGCUUGUGUUUUGCUGAGCUCUUUCUCUGGCACACCAAGGACGUUUGGUGUAUCUUGGUGCAUUUUUUACACACGCAAGGCUGAUCCAGUAGGUCAUGGUUUGUGCUUUUUUGCAAAGGAGAAACUUGUGAGAGAUCAUUUGUUUACAUUCGAGGGUUCUUUCUCUUUGGAAAAAGACAAGGAUCAUGGAGAAGUGGUGGAGUUUUGGUUGGUUUUUCAAAUUGUAAAUGAGCAGAGACUGAAGGGGUCUUGGAAAUGGGAAAGCGUGGAAUCUGAUUCUCAGAAGUUGAGGAUAAUGGGAUGCGGUGUGAGAUUCUUGGACGUUCUUGGAGAUAUGGGUGGUUCAAGCUAUCAAGUAGAAGAAAAAACUAGAAAAGUAAAGAAAGCAAAUCCUUUUGAGAAGAAUAAAAAAAGAAAGAGAAAGAAGAAAGUGAAUCCAGUUCCCUUUAAGGACAAUGAAAAAGGUUCUGAAGAUCUUUCAGAUACAGAUUCAGGGUCAGGAUACAACAACAGCUUACUAUCCAUUGUCCCCCGACUUCCUCUUAUAGUACAUUAUAACUGACAUGUAUAGUAAAAUGUAUAUGUUAAGGCCAAACAAAAGCAACAAGAGAAUAUGUUCACUGCUUUAAAACAGAGGAACCUUGCUGUUAAAA
Brassica oleracea var. oleracea is the source of this 3815-nucleotide messenger RNA. Its product is annotated as disease resistance protein TAO1-like. Gene Ontology annotation, molecular function: ADP binding. The transcript has 4 exons. Bases 26 to 3724 code for a protein of 1232 amino acids. Gene Ontology annotation, biological process: defense response; signal transduction. The record is from RefSeq and is a predicted model, not a curated record. NCBI's taxonomy places the organism in Eukaryota, Viridiplantae, Streptophyta, Magnoliopsida, Brassicales, Brassicaceae.